This is a messenger RNA of Entamoeba invadens IP1, 594 nucleotides long. RefSeq lists its product as hypothetical. The transcript has a single exon. Bases 1 to 594 code for a protein of 197 amino acids. The record is from RefSeq and is a predicted model, not a curated record. Lineage: Eukaryota; Evosea; Mastigamoebida; Endamoebidae.
AUGUUUAGUUUGGGGGGAUUUGGAGGAUUAGGUGGAUUAGAAGUAAUAAGUCCAUUAGAUGCAUGCAGAGGGUCCACAUGCAGACGACAAGUGAAAAGUAUAAUGGACAAAGCAGAAGCUCUUGAGAACUCUUUGAAGAAAAUAGAUGAAACAGAGCGUGCAUUGAUCAAAGAAAAUGAAGGUGAUUUAGAGGACAUGACAAUGUUUGCAAGUCAUGACGAGACACAAGCUCUUCGAGCCAAGAUACGUUCCCAGAAUGAGAAUCUACGUAAGGUUAGACAAACUCGUAGGACUCUAAUGAGGACUUUAUACAAAUUAGUCUCGAAACUGUCUCUCAAACAACAAGGACGACUAAUUCGUUACAUGAACCUUGAACACAGAAUCAAAGUGAAUUAUGCAGACUUUAGUAAAUAUGAGAAAUUACCGAGAAAGUUUAAGACAUGUAAUGCAAAAGAAGGAAUAGAUCCGAUCGUCGGACCUGUUCAUAAGAAGAAGUUAUUAAAAAGAAUCAAAAGUGGGCUGAAAAAAGGUUUCAAAUUGAAACAUGUGAUCAAACUUGGCAAAAAAAUACACAAGAAACUCACCAAAGACUAA